ACACAAUGCCUGCACUCAAACUCGACUCCGACGGUGGCGAGCUCACCUACACGGACAGCGGUGUGCCUCGCUCGGCUACAGAUGCACCGUACAUCACAGUCUUCGUCGUGCAUGGUAUCAUAUUCAACAAUCUGAUAUUCAAGCGACUGCAAGCCAUAGCACAUACCGCCAACUUGCGCAUCGUCGCGAUCAACCGACGUGGAUUUGGGGGAUCCACACCAGUAUCUGAGCACUCGGCGAAACUGCUUAGCACUGGUACAGACGCGGAGAAGCUCAAGGUCUCUGAUGAACUCUGCAACGAGAUCGGGUACUUCGUGGACGCUUUCGUGCAAAAGGAAGACAUACCACCCAUCUCCAGUGAUCGCCAGGGCGGCGGGCUUGCCAUCCUAGGCUGGUCCGCAGGCACAGGCUAUGUCACCCGGGCCAUUGCCAACAUUAGCAGCUACCCACCCGAGACGCGAGCACGUCUCGCUCGGUACGUGCGGGCUCUCAUCAUAGAGGACCCGCCAUCACUCGCUCUCGGUUAUUCGCUGCCAGCAGAGACUUGGACGCACAACCAAAUCCUGUCGAUCCCUGAGCAGCAGCGCGAGCAGCUCGGCCUCCAGUGGCUCACAGCUUACUUCGACCAUGGCGACUUGUCCACGCGCGACAAGAGCCCGCGCGCACCUACGAUCUACAAUAUGUCCGCGGAGGAGCGUACUGCAAUGAUUGAGCCCGUGAAGGAGUUGCCGAUCAUGCUUGGCAUGUUCCCUUCUGCGCUGUCGGCAUUCCGCAAGGCGUGUUUCGACAGCGACGUGCGCUCGCUGUUGCCGGAAAUGAAAGUAUGGCAUUUGGGCUGCGACGCAGCGCCGUCGUUUGGCAUCGCAGCGUACUUCGACAUCCUGGCGGACCACGAGGCCAACGGAGGCGGGCUGAUCAACUUCAGGAUGAUCCCGGGCGGGAAUCACUUCCCACAUUGGGACGAUCCUGAGAAGACGCUGCAAGCGCUUGUUGAAGCGGUACAGUAGACGUAUAGACUGUCUGUAUCCAUCCAAACGGCAUGUACAUAUGUACAUAGAGAUCCUGGUUGCCAAGUAGACGUGAUGGGACCAGAUAUUGGUUUCCGCUCGCGCCCGUCAGUGGACCGAGGAUUUACAACCACGUCGGGGAGGGUCAAGGGAAGACGUAGAAAUGUACGCACUGUGGUAUAAUGUGUCGAAUGUCCUACCGUCAACAAGCCCACG
Messenger RNA from Fomitopsis serialis, 1223 nucleotides. Its product is annotated as Alpha/Beta hydrolase protein. NCBI's taxonomy places the organism in Eukaryota, Fungi, Basidiomycota, Agaricomycetes, Polyporales, Fomitopsidaceae. The record is from RefSeq and is a predicted model, not a curated record. The transcript has 5 exons. Bases 6 to 1007 code for a protein of 333 amino acids.